CUUUUUCUGCAGUUCUCUUUUUUACUGAAACUUUGCACCAAUUUCAUCCUAAACUAUCAGACAAUGAUCUUUCACUACUCAAACAAGCGCUACAUUUUUAGUGUCUUCUUCCUUUCCAUCCAUCUUUUCGCUCCCUUUGCCAAUCCACUUUCCUUCAGCUUCCCACAAUUCGACUCUGGCUCAAAUAAAAUACACAACGCGGGCGAUGCCCGUCUCUCCUACACAAGGAUCGAACUCAACCAGCAGCUGGGGUCACCCUGUGUCGGGCGAGCUACGUAUUCAGAGCCUCUGCAGUUAUGGGACUCUACUACGAGCUUGCUCGCAGACUUCGAAACUCAUUUCACGUUUACUGUCAAUUUUGGCGACAGUCCGAACACUAUUGGCGACGGUUUUGCCUUUUUUCUUGCACCCGUUGGCUAUCCUAUUCCGCCCAACUCCCACAGCGGUAAUCUAGGAUUGUUCAACAAAACAACUAAUCUUGUAGUGUCACAAAACCAUAUUGUAGCUGUUGAGUUUGAUACCUUAAGAAACGAGUGGGAUCCACCUGCGCCGCACGUGGGGAUCAACGUGAAUCAGAUUUCCUCCACGGUUAGUGGCAGUUGGGAUUUUAGAAACAAAAGUGAGAGCGUUGGUCAUGCAUGGAUAACUUACAAUGCUUCCUCCAACAACCUCAGUGUGUUUUGGAGAUACGACGUAAACCCUGUUUUUGUGGACAACUCUUCUCUUUUUUCUGUCAUUGACUUGCGAAAGGUUCUCCCCGAACAGGUUACAAUUGGAUUUUCUGCUUCUGCUGUUCACAAGCAGCGGCAUGUUAUAAGUUCAUGGGAAUUCAAUUCCAAUUUGGAUUCUGUUGAGGUAACCAUCAAACAGAAGGAAAAGAAAACGAAGAAGGCAAUCUUGAUCACGGCAGUUGUAGCUUCUUCCUUCGUUUUGAUGCUUGGUGUAGCCAUGCUUUUCUGUUUGUUGGUGGUUAAGAAGCGAAGAAAUCGGAAUGAUGGACAUGCAAAGCACUCGAAUGAUUUGAAUCUUGAGAAACUGGCAUUUCCGAAACGGUUUUCUUACAAAGAAUUAGUUGCAGCAACCAAUGGCUUUGAGGACGAUAGAAAGCUAGGCCAAGGAGGGUCAGGACAAGUUUAUGAAGGAAUAUUACAAGAUCUUGGAUGUGCGGUUGCUGUGAAGAGAAUCUUUGCCACGAUUAAGAACCAUGAGAAAAUCUUCACCACUGAAGUAAAAAUAAUAAGUCGUUUGAUACACAAGAAUCUGGUGCAGUUCAUUGGAUGGUGUCACGAGGAAGGCGAAUGCUUACUUGUUUACUCGUACAUGCCUAAUGGCAGCCUUGACAUGCAUCUAUUUGGCCCUAGAACAACCCUGCAAUGGAGUUUCAGAUAUAAAAUAGCUUUAGGCUUGGCCUCGGCGCUUCAUUAUCUACAUGAAGAUGCAGAGCGGUGUGUUCUUCAUAGGGAUAUCAAAUCAGCUAAUGUCCUGUUGGACAACGAUUUCAGCGCUAAGCUUGGUGAUUUUGGGUUUGCGAAGCUUGUGGAUCCCCCGGUCAGGACUCAAACAACAGGGGUGGUAGGGACUUACGGCUACAUGGCACCGGAAUAUGCGAAAGGAGGGAAGGCCACUAAGGAAUCUGAUAUGUUUAGUUUCGGAGUUGUGGCCUUGGAACUUGCAUGUGGAAGGAGAACUUACCAGGAUGCCGGAUAUCAUGAGCCGCUCUUCAGUUGGGUUUGGAAGCUGUACCUUGCAGGAAAUCUUCUCGACGUGGCUGACGAGAGAUUGUGUAUGAAUUUCGAUAAAAAUGAAAUUGAAUGCUUGUUAGUUGUAGGAUUAUGGUGCACUCGCCCCGACCACGAGGAGAGACCAAAAGCAGGACAAGUGAUGAAGGUUCUUCAGCUCGAAGCACCCUUGCCGGAACUUCCCCAAAAUAUGCAUGAACAUCUACUGCCUCAACUUCCACAACAAGCUUGCUACUCUCACGGAUCCAUUACUGAUACCUUUGAAGAUGAAGGUCGGUAGAAACUGAGCUACAUCCUUGCACAAUAUCAUCAGAUUCACUCUGUGUUUCCUACUUUUUAAAU
Malus domestica (apple) is the source of this 2081-nucleotide messenger RNA. RefSeq names its product L-type lectin-domain containing receptor kinase IX.1-like. NCBI's taxonomy places the organism in Eukaryota, Viridiplantae, Streptophyta, Magnoliopsida, Rosales, Rosaceae. The record is from RefSeq and is a predicted model, not a curated record. Gene Ontology annotation, molecular function: ATP binding; carbohydrate binding; protein kinase activity. Gene Ontology annotation, biological process: protein phosphorylation. Gene Ontology annotation, cellular component: plasma membrane.